GAUAGAUUUCUUAUUCUUUUCUUAUUUCCGCCUUCUUUUCCUGUCCGGUUAAGGGAUCAGACGGCGAUCUAAAUUAUUGGUGGUUUCCGCUUCGCUUGGAUCGAUCACCUGUCGUCGCCGCCGCCGCCCUCGGUUCUCUUCCAGUCAGAGGGUUUGGAGGUGGAGGCGAGCGGGCGAUGUCAUCACUUAGUAGAGAGCUGGUGUUUCUGAUUCUCCAGUUCCUCGAUGAGGAGAAGUUCAAGGAAACAGUUCACAAACUUGAGCAAGAAUCUGGCUUCUAUUUUAAUAUGAAAUAUUUUGAGGAUGAGGUGCACAACGGGAACUGGGAUAAUGUUGAAAAGUAUCUCUCUGGCUUUACAAAGGUCGAUGACAACCGGUACUCUAUGAAGAUAUUCUUUGAAAUACGGAAGCAGAAGUAUCUAGAAGCAUUGGACAAGCAUGACCGACCAAAGGCUGUUGAAAUCCUUGUGAAGGAUUUGAAGGUCUUUGCUUCAUUUAAUGAGGAGCUAUUUAAGGAAAUCACUCAGCUUUUAACAUUGGAGAACUUCAGGGAAAAUGAGCAACUAUCAAAGUAUGGAGAUACCAAAUCAGCACGUUCAAUCAUGCUUAUUGAACUCAAAAAGCUCAUUGAAGCAAACCCCCUGUUCCGAGAUAAAUUGCAGUUACCAAACCUAAAAAAUUCUAGGUUGCGCACCUUAAUUAACCAGAGUUUAAACUGGCAACAUCAGCUUUGCAAAAAUCCUAGGCCGAAUCCAGAUAUUAAAACUCUUUUCGUUGAUCAUUCAUGUGGGCAACCAAAUGGUGCUCUUGCUCCAUCACCAGUAAACAAUCCGUUGUUGGGGGUCAUGCCCAAAGCAGGAAGUUUUCCUCCAUUGGGUGCUCAUGGGCCAUUUCAACCUGCUCCAACACCAGUUCCGACACCCCUUGCUGGUUGGAUGUCUAGUCCUGCUGCUGUAACCCAUCCAGCUGUCUCAGGUGGACCUAUUGGGCUCAACGCACCUACAAAUCCUGUUGCAAUUCUAAAGCACCCUAGGACUCCACCAACAGCCAACCCUUCUAUCGAGUAUGCAUCUGCUGAUUCUGAGCAUGUAUCAAAAAGAACAAGACCUCUUGGAAUAUCUGAAGAAGUAAAUUUGCCUGUCAAUAUACUGCCAGUUUCCUAUCCUCAGAAUCAUAAUCAGGCUACAUUCUCCCUGGAGGAUUUGCCAAAAACAGUUGUGCGGACACUGAGCCAAGGAUCAAACCCUAUGAGCAUGGAUUUUCAUCCAGUCCAGCAGACUAUUCUCCUUGUCGGUACCAAUGUUGGCGAUGUUGCGUUAUGGGAUGUCGGCAAUAGGGAGAGAUUAAUUCUGAAGAAUUUCAAGGUUUGGGAACUUGGAACUUGCUCCAUGUCUCUUCAGGCUUCUUUGGUCAAGGAUCCUGCUGUAUCAGUUAAUCGCAUAAUAUGGAGCCCAGAUGGCUCUUUGUUUGGUGUUGCUUACUCAAGGCACAUUGUUCAAAUAUAUGCUUAUCAUGGUGGUGAGGAUAUCAGGCAACACUUGGAGAUUGAUGCUCAUGUUGGUGGUGUCAAUGAUAUCGCAUUUGCUCAUCCUAAUAAGCAGCUUUCUAUAAUCACAUGUGGAGAUGACAAGACAAUAAGGGUGUGGGAUGCAACUAGUGGCACAAAACAGCAUACUUUUGAAGGCCAUGAAGCACCUGUUUACUCUGUUUGCCCGCAUCACAAGGAGAACAUUCAGUUCAUCUUUUCGACUGCGUUAGAUGGAAAAAUAAAGGCAUGGUUGUAUGACAAUCUGGGAUCCAGGGUAGAUUAUGAUGCUCCAGGGCACUGGUGUACAACAAUGGCUUAUAGUGCUGAUGGUUCAAGGCUCUUCUCAUGUGGAACCAGUAAAGAAGGGGAGACAUUCAUUGUGGAGUGGAACGAAAGUGAAGGAGCUGUGAAGAGGACAUAUCAAGGUUUCCGAAAACGUUCACUGGGAGUAGUGCAAUUUGAUACCACAAGGAACAGAUUUUUGGCUGCUGGUGAUGAAUUUGUGAUCAAGUUUUGGGAUAUGGAUAAUAUCAAUCUACUAACUACUGUUGAUGCUGAUGGUGGCCUACCAGCAAGUCCGAGGAUUAGAUUCAACAAGGAAGGAACACUAUUGGCUAUUUCUACACAUGAUAAUGGAAUUAAAAUUUUGGCAAAUGGUGAUGGACUUCGUCUGUUGCGCACACUUGAAAAUCGUUCAUUUGAUGCUUCUAGGGCCGUCUCAGAGACUCCAACAAAACCUAUAAUAAGCCCACUAACUGCUGCUUCAGUUGCGACAACUUCUGGAAUAGCUGAGAGAACUGCUCCACCUAUGGCAAUAGCUUCUGGAAUGAAUGGAGAAGGCAGAAACAUGGUGGAUGUCAAACCUAGAAUUGUUGAUGAAUCAACCGAAAAAUCAAAAAUCUGGAAGCUUACCGAAGUCAAUGAACCAGCUCAAUGUCGAUCUUUAAGGCUCCCAGACAGUCUUAGAACAAGCAAGGUUAGAUCUUUGUAGCUUAGGACUUCAUUU
Molecule: messenger RNA, 2534 nt
Organism: Zingiber officinale
Lineage: Eukaryota; Viridiplantae; Streptophyta; Magnoliopsida; Zingiberales; Zingiberaceae
Product: protein TPR3-like
Exons: 19
Coding region: 177-2519 (780 amino acids)
Biological process (GO): regulation of DNA-templated transcription
Molecular function (GO): protein binding
Source: RefSeq, a predicted model, not a curated record